GCCCCGGGGAGCGCGUCAGUUCCGGGUUGGGCCGGCGGCCCCCGGCGGAGCGCGGCCCCGUCCCGCCCCAUCCCGACCCCCGGCGCGGCCCUGCCCUGCCCACGGAGGGUCGGCAUGGAGAAGCUGCGGCGGGUGCUGGCYGGCCAGGACGACGAGGAACAGGGACUGACGGCGCAGGUCCUUGAUGCCUCAACACUCAGCUUUGGUACUCGAGUCAGAUGGUUUGCCAUAUGCUUUGUUGCUGGGAUUUUGUGUUCUUUUCUUGGAACAGCAUUGCUAUGGCUCCCAAAGGGGAUCAAACUUUUUGCAGUGUUCUACACCCUUGGAAAUAUUGCUGCWCUAGCCAGUACAUGUUUCCUGAUGGGGCCACUGAAGCAACUGAAAGCAAUGUUUGAUCCAAAACGAUUAAUAGCUACAAUUGUGAUGUUGCUUUGCCUAAUAUUAACUCUGUGUGCUGUAUUCUGGUGGAACAAAAAAGGUUUGGCGAUGUUAUUCUGCAUAUUGCAGUUCUUGGCAAUGACCUGGUAUAGUCUGUCUUAUAUUCCUUUUGCAAGGGAUGCUGUGAUUAAGUGCUUCUCAUCCUGUCUAGGGUAAAUUAAAACCAGGAACCACUGUCCACUUCAAAAGGCAACUUUUUUCCUCUGCAAAUUUUGCUCAGAAAUCUGUACUUUUCCACUUCUGAAAUACCCAGUAACAGUUUCGUAUUUUCACUGCCUUCUUCAUUUGGGAGAUGAAGUAAUUUUUCCUAGAAACAGUUUUUAAAAUAACUUUUGAGAAUUAUCUGUGUUUACCCUGGAACUUCCAGGCUUUUUUCUUUUUUUAACAAAAAAUUGCAUUUAAAUACUUCAUGCAGAGUAGUCUUAACACUACUUUGUAUCCAGUAACAGUUUAUUCCCCAGUGGAGGCAAGUCACCAAGGUCUGGGUAGWAUGCAUAAAGAUUUCAUUUAGAGUUCUGUCUAAAAUUUGCAAUGUGCCAUUUAUGUUURUGUAUUAUCCAUUCUAUGCUUUUCCAAAGACAGAGUUUUAUAAACAUUGUAAAGAUUUGGUGAGUUGUAAUUAACUGCUCCUUUGAAAUGUCUAUACAUGUGCCUUAUGGAAAAAACUUAAUGAGAAUGUGAAAGGUAUGUUUAAAACUUGUUGGAUUUUAUUAAAAAGUUGUAUUUUAAAUGAUUUUUUUUAAAAAGAACUUUCAUACUUAAAUACUUUUUACUAAAAGAACUUAUGGCUAAAUAAAUGAGACUUGUGAAUAAAUUCAUUUUAAAGGUGCCUAAUACAUUUUUAUUUAGGAGUCCACUAUAGAGGGCUGAAAAUUUCAGCAUUACGCUUGGAUAAACAUUAAAGCAUAAAAAGGGGGAUAUGUAUAUGACUAUAUCCAAAUUUGCUUAGUAGACUUACUGAAGUGACUUUAAAGGUUCUUUGGUUUUAGUAUUUAGACAAACUGUUUAUUCUGACUUAAUCUGAUAAUAGAUUGAGGUACUUUAACACUUUGACUGGCUUCAGUAAGAGGUUCUCAUUUCUAACAUUCUCAUCUAAGAACUGUCCAGUUAUUCUGGAGCAAAGUUAAAUCUUUAAUGUUURAUGGUUGAUAUUAUAUUGCAGGAGGUUCUUUUUUGCACAGGAUGGAUGUGUUUACUUAUGUGUG
Molecule: messenger RNA, 1643 nt
Organism: Malurus melanocephalus (red-backed fairy wren)
Lineage: Eukaryota; Metazoa; Chordata; Aves; Passeriformes; Maluridae
Gene: SFT2D1
Product: SFT2 domain containing 1
Exons: 8
Coding region: 115-594 (159 amino acids)
Biological process (GO): vesicle-mediated transport
Cellular component (GO): membrane
Source: RefSeq, a predicted model, not a curated record